AUGAAGCUAUUUGUUGCUGCAACGUCAGCUUCGGCUGUUACAGCAUUUCAAUGCUACGAAUGUUCUGAUCAGACAAUCAACGAUGUCAACCCUUGUGGAACUAUAAGCGAAAAUGAUAAUCCUGUAACUUGCGAGAGCGACAUCGGGUGCUUUGGCACCGAUGUUAUUGCCUUUUCGGAGAAUUAUUCUGAUGGAUCACUCGAGAUCAUUACACGAGGAUGCGUAAAUAAUACCGAAGAGGUCAGUCAAGGAUGCAUCUACUACAAGGCAGGAGAUACCGUUACUGACGAGAAUGGAGAUGAGAUUACGAUUGAAAACGAUAGUGAGAUUUGCUCGAUGCACUGUGAAGAAGAUCUUUGCAACGGAAUGAAUGCUGGAGGUCCAUGUGUUGUUAAAGAAUCUUACGAAUUCCUUAACAGCUGGAUGGUCCACAUGCAGCCACUUUAUACAGCUUCUGCAAAUGCGAACUGGGCGAACAAUAUCGACAUCAGCGAUGAUAAUGCUGCUGAGGCUGGGCGAGUUGACGCUGAACUCGCUCGAUGGGCCACUCAAACUGGAAGCUGUGGAAAGGCACAUUUUAAGACUGACAAAGGAUAUGACAUCCACGCCGAUCCAAAUGAAGAGUCAAUUUGGAAAAAUGAGCUCCUUCAAGAACGAGCUUUAGACAUGAUUCUCAAUGUUGGGCCAGCUGCUCUUGAAUCUGAAGAAUUCAAAACAUACAAUGGUCUUCUUCAACAGAUGCAGGCUCACUACUCAACUGCGAAGGUUUUAAUCGAAAAUGACUACAGUGGUGAUGAAGUCGAUCUCAGCCAAAUCGAAGAAAUUAUGUAUGUUGAUGCAGGCAAAGGAUCCGAUGAUAACUAUGAGCAGAUGCGACAUCUUUGGGAAGGAUGGCACAAUACUGCUAACGAGCAAAAAGCUAGCUACGAGCAAUUUGUUGAGCUAAGCAACAAAGGUGUUGUAUCGAGUGAUAUGGAUCACCCUGAUACUGGUGCUUACUGGAGAUCUUGGUAUGAAGAUGACGAUUUCGAAGCAAAUAUGGAAUCGCUCUGGGGCGAAGUCAGCGAAAUUUACGAGAAACUUUUCGUCUACGUCCGAGGUCGCAUGAACGCUCAUUAUGGUGAAGAACGUGUUGCCGCAAAAGAACCUAUGCCAGCACACAUCUUCGGAAACAUGUGGGCUCAGGACUGGAGUGCUCUUUACCCCUUUGUUGUCCCACACCCAGAAGCAGGUGAACGACCAGAUGCCACUGAUGCGCUUUCAGGAAAGACUGAAAAACAAAUGUUCGAAAUGGCAGAUGAAUUUUUCCAAGGCCUCGGACUCCCCGCUAUGACUCAGACUUUCUGGAAUGAAUCUGUAAUUGAGAAACAAGACAAUAUGGUCUGUCAUGCUUCAGCAUGGGACUUUUUUGUCGGUGAUGCGAUGAGCGCAGUUGAGGCCGAGGGUGACUACCGAAUCAAGCAGUGCACCGUCAAGACUCACUCUGACUUCGUUACGGUCCACCACGAAAUGGGUCAUAUUCAAUAUUACCAGAACUAUGCCGCUCAGCCCAUCGUAUUCCGAAACGGUGCCAAUCCAGGCUUUCACGAAGCUAUCGGUGAUACAAUCGCUCUCUCCGUGAACACUCCUGCCCAUCUCACAAAUGUCGGACUCUUAUCUGGCUACGAAGAAUCCAAAGAAGCAGACCUCAACUACUUGAUGCAGACCGCUUUGACUAAGAUUGGUUUCCUUCCCUUUGGCUACGUCACUGAUCUUUGGCGAUGGAAGGUAUUUAGUGGUGAAACUAAGCCAGCUGACUACCAGAAGAGCUGGACCGAACUUCGAAACCAGUACCAGGGAAUCGUCCCUCCAGUAGAACGGGAUGACGGUGAGAACUUCGAUGCUGCUGCCAAAUUCCACAUUCCUAACAACACUCCUUACAUCCGAUAUUUCGUCUCCCACAUUCUCCAGUUCCAAUUUUACGAGAAGAUGUGUGAGGCUGCUGGAUGGAAUGAAGAACUCUACAAAUGCACUUUUGCCGACAGCAAAGAAGCUGGUGACCUUCUCAAACAAAUUUUGGAACCAGGAAACUCAGUGGACGCCAACACUAUCCUUGAAUCAGUAGGAAUCAAGAAAAUGUCAGCCGACUCCCUCAAGAAAUAUUUCGAGCCUCUCAUUGCGUACCUUGACGAAGCUAACAAAGAUUAUCAUAAAGACUUCCCAAGCAGCCCGAGCAAGUGGAUGCCAUGCGCCGCUGGCAAAUGCCCGCCAAAGAAUGACGGAAGUAAUCAUGCCACCACUACUAUUCUUAGCUCUGCCCUCCUCGCCCUAUUUGCUCUUCUUUGGUAA
Oikopleura dioica is the source of this 2328-nucleotide messenger RNA. The record is from the annotation of a GenBank genome assembly. NCBI's taxonomy places the organism in Eukaryota, Metazoa, Chordata, Appendicularia, Copelata, Oikopleuridae.